UUCUCAUCUCGUUCACCUCUUCGAAUCGAUGCUCUAAAAUGCGAUUGCGGCCCAGCGAAUAAACCUCAAUUGUGCAGUCGGAGGCUCAUGCAGAGAAGCCAUCAACCCCAAAUCCUAAGACGGCAAUCUCCGCUACACAGCCUUCACAAGGCAUCUGUCACUGAGGUUCAACGGCUCGUGAACUCGCAAGAGACCCGCAAUCACAGCCAGCCACCUGAAGGAUCCUGUAGCUUAUUGAUCCCACCGGCAUUCCGGGCGUCCGCAAACGAGGCCGCGUACCUGUCGAGCCUGUCAAAGCCUCUGACCUUGUUAUAUCCCCGGAUCAUCCGGGUUUGAGCUUGAAGGGAUUCGACUCCUCCUGUCUCGACCACGAGAAUCACGAUGGGUCCACAGGCACCCGUUCUCGCGUGUCCACGAGCAUUGAGGAGGAGGAGAUGAUGUAUCAGUUGACACCACGCGGAUCAUGCCCGUUCUGGCGGUCCCCUUGGACGGGAGACUCCAGCACUGCCAGCCUGACCCAGGACCCAGGACAGACGGUACCGUACACGCCCGCUGCUGGUGGGGGCUGCGACUUUGUCGGCAACACGCUGCUCUUUUUCAGUCCAUGAGGAUCCAGUAUGAGGGUCUGUGUAACCUUCAUGAUGCCCCACAAGGACGGGUGUUGAUGCAAUACUCUUCCGUGGGCCACUCUGCGUCGCCAAAGUAGUGGGCCUGUGAAACACGACAAGAGGACGUCCAGGGCCAAAAUCCUUCGUCGUUCUCCAGGGCCUUGGCCCCUCAUACUGGCAGACUGGAUGACGGGUAGGAUCACAUGUGGCUGCUUGUCUCGACCAUCAGCAUCACCCACCGGUAUGGAGUGUGUGAUUGUAGGGCUGCCUCGUCAGUGGAUCCGGACACAACUCACCCCUGAUUCCCAGCGUUCCCAUCGUUCAAGGUGGGCUCAGCGACUGCCACUCAACUCAAGCCUACUACCUUCAAAACGUGCUGCAAUGGCCCUUUGUCGGAGCAUCAGGGCCCAGUGCCCUCAAUUUACCCGUCUAGCCGGCUUCCAAACUGUGGCACCAGAGACAUGUCCAUGUCUGUACGGGGCAAGAUUUCAAUGGAGAGCACCUCCGUGACUCACGCUCGACGCAUAUCGUAAGUCUCGAGCCGGCGGAAUCCCCCGCAUUUCGACAGGCCAAAUGACUGAUCUGGACAAGAUGCAAGCGAUGUCAGAAGCGAAAGAUAAAAUGCACGAGAACACAUCCCUGUUCUAAUUGCACUGCAGCAAAUGUACGGUGCGAAUUCCGUGAACAUGACUUCAAGCGGCCGCCAGUCUCCCGAGAGUACAUAGCCGCCCUCGAGUCACGGAUUGCAACUCUCGAAGCCGCUCUCGGAAGACUCAAGGGCGCUUCACCUGAAGAGCGGGAUGAGAUCUUAGAGGGGGCCACUGUCCAGGAUCAAACCCAGCCUUUCUCACCCGGGACAGCAGCCGAACAAGACGUGGAUGAGAUCACGCUCAGCGAUGCUCUGAGGAACGCAACGCUGCAUGAAACCGAUGAAGGUGCAUUUGCGUAUCACGGCCCAACCAGCAUCUUCAACAGCAACCUCAUCGAGCCGCCAAGUCCCAUGGCGACAUCGGCUGUCUCGUCACCCUUCGCCAACAGCGUGAACGCCUUGCACACCCCGACAAUCCGGCUAUGCAUCGCACUCUUCUUUGGGUGGCAAUACGCGCACUUCCCGUUCAUCGACCGAGAAUACUUCCUGCAGAUGUUUGAGGACAGCUCUGCCACUGGCGUUGAAUCGGGGUUUGCUCCUCUCGUGUAUGCCUGCUGUUCUGUGGGUGCACUGAUGUCUCAAGACGUUGAGAUACGAGAAGAGGCCGCACCAUUUGCGCAGUAUUCGGAGGAGCUGUUGACGCUGGACAAACUGAAUGCACCAAGCAUCACUGUGGUCCAGGCCUUUCUGGUGCUGGCCGCCUAUAACUUUGGAUCAGGUCGGAUGACCAGGGGCUGGGUGCUGUCAGGGGUCUCAUUCCGUAUGGGACAGGAGCUGGGCUUCCAGCGCGAUCACUCACACUGGGAAAUCGCCCGCAAGCCAAGCAACACCCCCUCCGUGAACUUCAAUAACGAGCAUUGGCGGAAGCUGUAUUGGGGCUCGUUUCUCGUUGAUAAAAUCCUCAGUCUUUUCAUGGGCCGACCAACCUUCAUGCACGAUACCGACGCAGAUGUUGAUAUCAGCGAGCCUCCACCGGAUGAUCCUCACAUAUGGGAAGACUGGCUGCUCUCCCACGAUCUCGGCUUCCUUGUAGAAGACAGAACAGCCGCCCCAAACCACACAUCGCUGUUGCAUCAGCAAGUAGAGCUGGGCCGCAUCAUCCACGACAUUCUGUCCACAACAUUUGUACCCAAACGAAACGAGCAGUCCAAGGCCAGGCGGUGGACCAAUGUGCUGCUCAAUCAGCUCAACGCCAGGCUGCUUGCAUGGCACGAGACACUGCCGAGUGAUAUGAGGUGGAAAAAAUGGGUUACGGCAAAAGAGAACCUGUUGCCGGAUAUUGCCAUGCUCCACGCGUUGUAUCACAAUACUCGAAUCUGUCUGAACCUGCCUUUUCUCGCCUCGUCCUUGGAAGAUGGGCCCCGCCCCUCAGGCGCAACACAAAGCCACGGAGGUCCCAGCAAGCCCCAGGCCGCGCAGGCGCGCUACCUCGUCGAGUCGGCCAAUAUAUGCAGGCUCUCAUCCGAGAGCCUGGUCGACAUCCUGCACCGGUUCAGGGCGCAGCACACCCUCGCCAACUCGCCGAUCAUCCUGCUCUACGCCGCCAUCGUCGCGGCCAACGCCUGCCUCGUCACGCUGCGGCACCAGCACAGGAGCACGGCUGAGCCGCCACUGCGGAUCAGAGACACCUCCCUGCCGGCGCUGGAUACCUAUCUCCAGGAGCUGAGCGUGUCGUGGGCACUCGCUGGAGAGGCGAGAAUAAAGUUCCAGCGGGCGCUGACCGCGCUGUGCCGUCCGGACAUGACCGUCCCAGGACAACAGAUCUUUGGCAGCGAGCAGCGGUGGGACAGUACCUCGGCACAGCCAACCCCCGCCGCCGCCGCCACCCCCGCCGGGUCAGACACGCAUUUCAUGGACAUGUACACCGUGGAUCCAGCCCUCCAGACCUCCGUGGACCAAGGGCUUGUCUCAGGCUGGUACCACGCAUCACAGCAUCACAGCAACAUGCGACCGCAGAUCCAGGUGAGUGGCGGCGCGACGGGGACUUGUCCGUCCCCAGACGCCGGCUUCGAGAGUCCCAUCCCGUUCGUGUGGGACCCGAUGAGCGUGCUGGACGGCGAGGCUGAGCUGUGGGCGGCCACCGGCGGCGGCGGCAGCGCCGUGUUCCCGGCUGAGGUUGGCGUGGGAGGCUUCGAUGUGGGUUCUGGUGGUGGGGUCCCGUGGGCGGAGGGGGAGACGCAGACGACGGGGUUGUGAUGGC
Diaporthe batatas is the source of this 3457-nucleotide messenger RNA. RefSeq lists its product as uncharacterized. Gene Ontology annotation, molecular function: DNA binding; zinc ion binding. NCBI's taxonomy places the organism in Eukaryota, Fungi, Ascomycota, Sordariomycetes, Diaporthales, Diaporthaceae. Gene Ontology annotation, biological process: DNA-templated transcription. The record is from RefSeq and is a predicted model, not a curated record. Bases 1609 to 3453 code for a protein of 614 amino acids. The transcript has 7 exons.